Messenger RNA from Mesorhabditis spiculigera, 2172 nucleotides. The record is from the annotation of a GenBank genome assembly. NCBI's taxonomy places the organism in Eukaryota, Metazoa, Nematoda, Chromadorea, Rhabditida, Rhabditidae.
AUGGAGCCGGCCGUCACUUCACAGGGAUCCACUAAUAAUGGAUUCCGCGUGGAAAAAGGACGGCGGAAUGCGAACGAGUACCUAAACAUUGACCCGUCGUCCGCGUUUAUUUCCGGGUCCUCCGGGAUUGAUGACGGAUUCCCGGACAACUUUCUCGAGACGAUCAGCCCCCAGCAGGUGAUUCCUAGCUUCUUGCAGGCAACGGCACCGCUUCCGGCGAUGCUCCACGGCGACACAGCGACUUCAAGCCCUCAACUGGCGCCACUCGCUCCGAUGACGAUCGGUACCGAUCAAAGCUUUCGCGACGGCCCAGCCGGUCUGCUCUCCCCGCUACAUAUGGAUGGGCGGCGACACUCUGUCGGCGCCAAUGAGUAUUCUCGCGGCGUCUACAUCAAGGUUCGCCACCAGCCACCCCAGCACCGCAACCGGAUGUACCCGGUUUACGGGCAAAAUCCGUAUCCGACGUCGUGUGCCGCACAAUAUGGCCUUGCGCACCACGAGCACGGACACUAUUUUGGGCAGCAACCGCCAGAAUACCCGCCAUGCACUGCACCCUAUUACAGACAGCCACACGUCAUUGAUCGCAAGCCAAAAAUUGAGGAGGAGGCCGACAUCGAGCCCUCGCACCAUUUAAUGCUCCCCUCGAACCAGGUGAUUGGCCACAACCAAGCCGACCUCGACCGCGCUAACGCCGCGACCCCGCCGGCGCUCAGCACCGCCGAAUUGGCAUCGAACAUGAUUUCGAGCAUUAUUGGCGAUCCGCAUCUACAAGGCGGCGACUCCCCCGUCCACCACUACACGUCGGUGCCGAGCGGGUCGAUGGUGCUGUCCCGGUUGACGGCGAUGAAGACGGUGAAUCCUUUUCCGUUGAAUGUCGUUGACGCCCACCACGACGACGACGGCCUCGAGGGUCCCCACACGAACGGCGAUCACGUGAUCAACGGCGAGUCGACCGUCUACAAACCCGCCUACAACAAGGGCAAACGAACCUACUCAACAAAGGACGCCAACGACCCGUUGAACGCCGAGAUUGACGAUGACAUCUAUAUUGACACCAAGGAGCUGUGUAAACGAAUCGCCUACGAGCUGAAGCAGCACUCGAUCCCCCAAGCCAUCUUUGCCGAGCGGAUACUUUGCAGAAGUCAGGGCACGUUGUCGGAUUUGUUGCGGAAUCCCAAGCCGUGGAACAAGCUGAAAAGCGGGCGCGAAACGUUUCGCAGGAUGUUCAACUGGGUGCGGCAGGGGCUCGAGGAUCGGCUGGCCAUUUUGGAUAUGGUGAAAGAUGGUGAAAACGGUGCUGCGAAAAUGGGCAUGUCCCCGCCGACGCCCGCCCAAAACGUCCGGCAUCACACGAGGGCACGGAAUUCGGGCCUAGGCGACGGCGAACCGUCAAACAAACGCCCCCGGCUCGUCUUCACCGACAUCCAGAAGCGCACGUUGCAGGCCAUCUUCAGGGAGACGCAACGGCCCUCGCGCGAAAUGCAACAAACCAUCGCCGAGCAUCUGCGAUUGGACCUGUCCACCGUGGCCAACUUUUUCAUGAAUGCGCGGCGGAGGAGUCGGAUUGGGCCCGGCAAUGACGAACCGGCGCCAUAUCAACAGGUGCGACCGAUCACACCGCCACCAGACAGCCCUCCUCGCGUCCCCCCAGCAGCCACGAUCCCAAAUCGGAAUCGCAACUCGAGGCCCAGCGCCUCCAGUGCAGCGUUGAUCGAGCAAACGGUGAACGGUGUGGCCGAUGGCACGUAUCCGUGCUCGUCGAGGAAAUUGGACGAAGAGCUGGCGGCUUCUUCACUUCAGCAUAUGCACCAAAUGGGAGCCGUCGGCUAUAAGAGUUCCGAAAAGUCCAGCGAGCAACUGAACGGUGGCCCGUCUUCCGAGGAGGGACGCGUGAUCGUGGAUGGAGAAGUAGAUGGAUCGGGCGUCGGCCAACGGCUCUUCCUCAUCAACCGUUAUCAAGCCGACGCUGAAGAACCGGGCGCACAACCCGAUCACGACGUCCAGCCGCCGCUUGUCACGUAUACGGUGCCAGACACGCCUGGCGAUGACUCGACUGCGACUCCUGCCUCGGCACCAGCACCCCCAUCCGCACCGCCCGUCACCCCGGAACCAACAGCAACCAGCGUAGCUGAUGUCAAGACGGAAGCAGAAUCUGCAAAAUCGGGCGACGAC